GAGUCAAAGUUAGCUCCUGAGGACCCCAUACAACGUUAGAAAAUUGCGGUCUCAAAACAUCAAUUUAUAACCACAUUACCUAACAUGUCGGAACCACCCUUAAAAACCAACACCACCACAAUCUCUCUCGCCUUUCUGCCCCCCCUCUCUCUCUCUUCCUCUCUCUGUUCUUCUCUCUCUGGUCUGUCAUCUCCGUCUAUGCCUGCCUCGGCCUCGUCGUCCCCUCCGUGGACGGCGAAAAUGGCUCCCUCAACGACUACCACCACCAUCUCCAGCUCCUCUUCCACAGUCACCACCACCAACAGCACCGCCACCACCACCACCUCAUCUCUUCAAGUCCCCUUCCAACUCCUCGAAAUCACCCUCAUCUCCGCCCAAGACCUCGCACACGUCUCCAAAUCGAUGCGCACCUAUGCCAUGGCAUGGGUCGAACCUGACCGGAAAUUCACCACCAGGCCCGGACAACAAGGCCAUGCAAACCCUACAUGGAAUGACAAGUUUGUGCUGAAAGUAGACGACCAAUUUCUAACCUCGGACAACUCCGCAGUCAUGGUGGAGAUAUACACCACCUCAUGGUUGCGACACACCCUAGUUGGGACCGUCCGCGUGCUCAUCAACAACCUCAUACCACCCUCCACGAGGUCUAUAAACAACACGAGCACCAGAUUCGUCGGCCUUCAGAUACGCCGGCCCUCAGGCACACCUCAGGGUAUACUAUACCUGGGGGUUUCUAUUUUAGAUACUAGAAACAUGAAGCUCGCGUGCUCUUCCGUUGGAUUUUGCGAAAUAAAGAAUAGAGAUUCUGUUCAACCUGGUGACAAAGCGGAGGAAAAAAAUAAUAAUGAGGGUGUCAAAGAGGACAAUGACAAGAAAGAGGAGGAGGAGAAAAAGGAGGAAAUGAACGAAAAGGUCCAACUAUGGCGAUCCCGGAGCGUGGGGUCGGAAGAGGACUUUCCGGUGAAACCCGAUUUGGUGUACAACGAAUCAACAGUAAACGGGUCGGUGUGCAACAGCUCGAUGGUGAAUGAGUCGGAGCUCAGCUCCGAUGUGGGGCCAUCGGCGUCAAUUGUGGCGGCGGAGAUAGCGAAAGGGUCGUAUCCGCAGCAGCAGAAGCAGCUGGCAGAGGCAAAGGCCGGGGCGGACGAAACGGGGAGCUCCAUAGUGGAGGACUUGACGGUGGAGGAAGCGACCGCGAAAGGGUACAAAUUGAAGAAUGAGAGUAAGCGGAAUGAGAGACAUUCGACGGAUGAUCAUGAUUUGAUCGUGGCGAAAUCGAACCGCGGGCAUCCCCGGAGGCAUUCCGAUGGAGGAGGGUUGUUUUCUUGUUUUGGCAAUGCAUAUGGGUUUGAGUUCACCAUUGUGUGUGGGGCUCCUUAUAGCAAUAACAAUAACAACAACAAAAAUAAGAAGAAGAGAGUGGGUAAUAACAAGAAUGCCCUUAGCCCUCCAAAUGAUCUGAACCUACGUAGGUCACAUAGAAGUGCAUGAGGAUUGGAUUAUUAUGAUCACAUCGAUCCACAUGAGAUAGUACAAAUAAUGAUGUGCGUUGAUUGAUGUAAAGUUUGGGAGUGGGUGUAGGAUUAUUAAUCUUCCUUAAUUGUAUUUAAUUUUCUCUUUUGCUUCCAAUUGUUUUCAGAUGUUCUUGAAAACAGGAAUGAGAAGAAAGGGUUUACCCGAGGAUGUAGAAGGGUAUGUUUAUAUAAUUUUUUCAUUUAAUUUAAGUUUAUUGUAGUAAAGGGGGUUGGGCUUUCUGUAUUACUAUUGUUUUGGUGAAUGGAUUUUUAUGUAUGUUUGAUUAUGGAUUUCUAUCUUUAGUAUUUGUUAUCAUAAUCAUUAUCUGAUGAUGAUACUGGCCAGUUAUUUAAAUUUUUUUUUUCCUUUUUCCUGUUUAGAGUAGAAAAUGACUACUUUGAUGAAUGCUUUAAUUUUGACUGUUCAAAUUUAUCACCGCAUAGGCAUCACGGUUGGUAAUCUUUAGCGACACAAUUCAAAUUUAUUACAGCCGACACUAUUAAAUUUUGAGGAUAUUUAAUCUCACUCA
Messenger RNA from Cornus florida, 2041 nucleotides. RefSeq lists its product as uncharacterized. Gene Ontology annotation, biological process: defense response. Bases 85 to 1488 code for a protein of 467 amino acids. Lineage: Eukaryota; Viridiplantae; Streptophyta; Magnoliopsida; Cornales; Cornaceae. The record is from RefSeq and is a predicted model, not a curated record. The transcript has a single exon.